UGUAUUUAUCGACAAUGACAUUACGUUCGUUGUCAAAAUUCUUGGUUUUUUGAAAAUACCCGAAAAAGGUGGAAAUUAUGCAGCUCGUUAUUUAAAUUUCAGCAAUAACAAUAGUAAAAUAAAACACAAAAGACACAUUGAUAAGAAAUCGAUCUGGCUAGAUUGUAGACCUUGCUUGGGUUGGGCAAUGCCAUUUGAUCACAGGAACGAACCUGUACUUGUCUUUUUUGUUUUAAAAUGCAUUUCCUAAAGUUGAAGUUUAACAAUAAGACAGAAAAGGAGGCUGCUUUAACUUUUAGACUAGCUGAAGAAACUAAUUUCUUGUCCAACGACAGGAUGCAGUCGAGACAUUCGUCCACCACCGGUGCUCUAAUGGUUGGCCCCAAUUUCAGGGUUGGUAAGAAAAUAGGCAGCGGGAAUUUCGGAGAGUUACGAUUGGGUAGGAACUUGUACAACAACGAGCACGUUGCCAUUAAAUUAGAGCCGCUCAAAUCCAAAGCACCGCAGCUCCACCUCGAGUUCAGGUUCUAUCAGAUGCUCGGCGAGCAGGAAGGCGUGCCGAAAGUGUACCAUUUGGGAACUUGCGGUGGUAAGUACAACGCGCUCGUCUUGGAAUUGCUCGGUCCCAGCUUGGAGGAUUUAUUCUCGCUGUGCAGCAGGCGGUUCAGGUUGAAAACGGUGCUCAUGAUAGCCGAUCAAUUGUUGACUAGAAUGGAGUACGUUCAUAGCAAUAGGUUGAUUUUCCGCGACGUUAAACCCGAGAAUUUCCUAAUAGGCCGAUCGAAGAAUCGAAAAGACAAAAUCAUACAUAUUAUCGAUUUCGGAUUGGCCAAGGAGUAUAUUGAUCCCGAAACUGGAAAACAUAUUCCAUACAGGGAACACAAAUCAUUGACGGGUACAGCUCGUUACAUGAGCAUCAACACUCACUUGGGCCGUGAGCAAUCGCGUCGAGACGAUUUAGAAGCGCUGGGGAACAUGUUCAUGUAUUUUCUGAGAGGGUCGUUGCCUUGGCAGGGAUUAAAAGCAGACACUUUGAAGGAGCGUUACCAAAAAAUCGGCGAAACUAAACGCGCUACUUCCGUGGAGACUUUGUGUGAAGGACAAGCCGAGGAAUGGGCAAUUUACCUGAGAUACGUGAGGAAAUUGGAUUUUACAGAAAAUCCCGACUACGAUUACUUGAGGAAGAUUUUUAAGGAUUUAUACUACAGAAGGGGCUACACCGAUGAUGGCAUAUUCGAUUGGACAGUAAAAGAAACCAGUAACGUUAACGUUGGGCCAAAGGUUAUGCCGAACAUAUUUGAAUCAAAAGCCGUAUAAAUAUGGCGGAACGUCGUCGUUCCUUUUCAAAGAUCGACUCUCUUGGAUAAACCCGGAAGAACGAAGAGAAGUACACAAAGCUAAAACAUAAAAGUCAACUUAAAUUAGUUUCUAUAAUUUUCAAUAAAUAACAGACUCCAAAAAUUCAUUCGCAAUUUAGUUUUAUUGAUCUAGUUUAGGGCGCAUCUCUUAUUCGUUAUGAA
Messenger RNA from Phyllotreta striolata, 1520 nucleotides. The record is from the annotation of a GenBank genome assembly. NCBI's taxonomy places the organism in Eukaryota, Metazoa, Arthropoda, Insecta, Coleoptera, Chrysomelidae.